AUGGACGCCGAGCAGCGGCAGCAGCUGUUGGACAAGCUCCAUGGGAACGCCGGCAUCGGCAUGCCGGUGGCGGGAUCCAGUGCUUUGGCGUGCUAUCAGCACCUCUACGCCCUCUACUUCAGCGACAAGGAGUACCUCAAAGCGGCCACCGUGGCAUACUCCCUGUACUCCGCGCUCGACAGAUCUCUGAGGCGCAGCGGGGAAGCGCUGCCUGCCAUGAGCCUGGCGGUAGCACCUGUGCUGGAGCAGCAGCGUGCCGCCCUGCUGAUGCUGAUCAGCGCCAGGGCAAGACAUUUUGCACUUAUGGUAAGGCCUCAAGAAUGGAACGGCGCCCUGUGUGCCAAGCGUGCUGCUUUCCACAUGCGAGCAUGGUCACGGCCAGUCCAGGCAUCAUGA
Messenger RNA from Effrenium voratum, 396 nucleotides. The record is from the annotation of a GenBank genome assembly. Lineage: Eukaryota; Dinophyceae; Suessiales; Symbiodiniaceae.